Athalia rosae (coleseed sawfly) is the source of this 10753-nucleotide messenger RNA. It is a transcript of the gene dom, whose product is annotated as helicase domino. The record is from RefSeq and is a predicted model, not a curated record. Gene Ontology annotation, molecular function: histone binding; ATP-dependent chromatin remodeler activity; ATP hydrolysis activity. Bases 391 to 10065 code for a protein of 3224 amino acids. NCBI's taxonomy places the organism in Eukaryota, Metazoa, Arthropoda, Insecta, Hymenoptera, Athaliidae. The transcript is spliced from 23 exons. Gene Ontology annotation, cellular component: Swr1 complex.
UGGGUAAAAUUUCGAUCAAAUCGUGGUACUAUCUCGGUUUUUCUUUGGAGAGUGCGGUUGAUCAAGUCCCGUGCGUACAUUGAGUGAUAUUAGUUCGGGAUAAAUAAAAAUCAGUAGUAGUAUAGUGUCGAGUUUAUUCUUAAUUAACAUGGCAUCGAAUCCUUCAGUUUAUUCACUAACUCAGCAGUUUAUUAUUAUGCCCAACCACGUUUUCGAUCCACAUGUUCUCGUCAGGGCGUUACGUGCAACCGUUCGCUAAAUAUUCAGCAUAGAGCCUGGCGAUUUUAUACUUCAGAACAUCAUCAGUCAACGACUUCAAGAACGUUCUACGGCGAUGCUACUCGAAACUUAGCACAAGGGAAAUCUAGUCGUAUAAAAUAGUGACAUACGAUGAGUGAUAAGCAGGCUGCUCCUAGUCUACCGCCCCUUGUCGGGGGCGGCGGAAAUAAUGGAGGUGCAACCCAGCAAACUGUUCGACUACAGCAGGUUCUCACAACCGCUCAAGGUCUCAAUGUGCUUACAACAGGAAGUGGACAACAGUUUGUCAUUACUUCACAGGUUCCUGGCCUUGCACAGGUCAUACCUGGCAGCAUCACAACAAACGCUGGUAUUCAGCAAGUUGGUGUAACAAGAAUUGUCAAUAUUAGUGGUAAUUCACCGAGAGUCAGCGUUGUUAGUGUUGCGGGUGCAAGUAAUUCACCUCUGCCUUCCCCAACGCGGCAAAGUCCUGCCAAAGUUGUGUUAUCUACAUCCCCGAAGCAGAUAAGAACAGCUCUAGGGAAUGUGUUUGUCACGCCAUCUGCGCAGACAGCAAUACAGUCUCCUCCAGCUAGAAAGAGGCUUAGACUCUCAGAGUCGACUGAGAAAAUAACUACGAUCGACGAUUCCUUGGGAUACAGAAGACGUAUCAUGGAUCACAAAAUGAAACGGAUGCGUGCUAUCAGAGAAAAGUAUGCAGAAAAUGCAUCUGAGCUAUUCUUCCUUCACGUUGGUGGGAAUAUGAUGGACUUCCAAAACUGGAGGAAAAGACCAACGACUCCACAGUAUUUGCAUUUUUUGAGACAGCAUAGGCUCGAUCCAGAAGAUGAUGAUGAAGAUCUAACUGUUCCAUCGCCAGCUAUUUCUGAUGUAUCAACAACUUCCGCCAGUCUCACAACCACGAUUACCGUUGCACCCAGCAGUCUGGGUACCGAAGUUAAAAUUCCAGGUGCGGGUGUUACUCCCGUUGCCGUUUCAACUACCUUACCUGCAGCAGUUGCUCAACUUAGUCAACAAGGAGGUACUCCUAUACUUCCAGAUCCACCAAAACCACUGUCAGUUACAGUGUCGAGUCCUGUUGCCGAAAGAAUUCCAGCAGCUAGCACUUCGACCAAACCAGCAAAACCACCACCAAAUCUUGUUGCUUCUCAGCCAGUAGUCAAGCUUGUCAAACUACCGUCGUCCACAGUAGUUUCUUCCAGUGAUGCUGCCAACAAUCAGGAACAAAUUGUAGAAAAAGCUAAACAAGAAGCUUAUGUCAUGCAAAGGAUCUCGGAAUUGCAGCGGGAAGGAUUGUGGUCAGAACGCAGAUUACCAAAAGUACAAGAACCAUCGAGAACGAAAGCUCAUUGGGAUUAUCUUUUGGAAGAAAUGGUUUGGCUAGCAGCAGAUUUUGCGCAGGAACGAAAGUGGAAGAAGGCUGCAGCUAAAAAGUGUGCCAGAAUGGUGCAGAAACACUUUCAGGAGAAAGCUGUCCAAGCACAGAAAGCAGAGAAAUCGCAUGAACUUCGACUGAAAAAAAUUGCCAGUUUUGUUGCCAAGGAAAUAAAAACAUUUUGGACGAAUGUUGAAAAGCUGGUUGAGUACAAACAACAAACUAGACUAGAAGAAAAAAGAAAAAAGGCUUUAGACCAGCAUUUAAAUUUCAUUGUUGGCCAGACUGAAAAAUAUUCCACCUGGCUCACUGAAGGUCUUAAUAAAACUGACAGUGUUCCAAGUGUUUCUGCCUCCAUGAAUAGUUCCAGGAUAUCGUCUCCCGUUGCAAGUGGCAAACAUCAUUCGGAUGAUGAAUUUGAACCGAAUCAAAGUUCAGAUGAUGAUGAGGAAACUAUUGCCAAAGCUGAAGAAGAAAUGAGGUCAACAACGAACCACGUGGAGGAAGUAGAAUUGUUGAAACGGGAGUCUGAACUUCCUUUAGAGGAUCUGUUGAAAGAAUUACCUCCCAACUACCUUGAGGAAAGAGAUAGAAGCUUGUCACCUGAGCUUGAUGAAUCAGUUGAUAAUCACGGUGCAGACAGGGACGAAGAAUUUGUUGCUGCAUCGGACGAAUCCUCGGAUGACGAGGACACUAUAAUGGAACAAGAAAAACUUGAACUUAAUCAAGAUCACAAGCAGGAAUUAAAUGAUCUCAAGGCUGAAAAUGAAAUGUCCAUUGAUGAUCUCAUGGCCAAAUAUGGACAUUUACCAGAUAUGGCAAUGGACGUUGACGAGGAAACUGAUAAAGAGUCCUGCAAAGAUUCUGUUAAAGAUGAGGAUGAUGAUAAAGAGAAUGAAGAUAGCGAGAUUGAAAGUGAAAGUGAAGACGAGACCAAAGAUGAAGAUUCGCAAACUCAGAGUGAUGAUGAAACAAAUGUUGGCCUCAAAUCUUUGUUGGAAGAUUUGACUGUUGAAAAAUCUCCGACCGAUAAGAGUGCCAUUGAAUCUGAGAAUCAAUCGGAUCAAGCAAGAAAUGAAAUGGACGACGUUGCAGCUUUGGCUGAAAGUAUACAACCCAAGGGAAAUACACUACUGACAACUAGCGUUGUAACAAAAAUUCCAUUUCUCCUGAAACAUUCAUUGAGAGAAUAUCAACACAUCGGUCUUGACUGGUUGGUCACCAUGUUUGAGAGAAAGCUGAAUGGUAUACUCGCGGACGAGAUGGGCCUUGGGAAAACAAUUCAAACAAUUGCUCUCUUGGCACAUCUGGCAUGUGAAAAAGGCAACUGGGGACCACAUCUUAUCAUAGUCCCUACAUCAGUAAUGUUGAACUGGGAAAUGGAGUGCAAAAAAUGGUGCCCUGGGUUCAAAAUUUUAACAUACUAUGGCACACAGAAGGAACGAAAGCAAAAAAGAACAGGAUGGACAAAACCAAACGCCUUUCACAUAUGCAUUACCUCUUACAAAUUAGUCAUUCAAGACCAUCAAAGCUUUCGGCGAAAAAAGUGGAAAUAUCUUAUUUUGGACGAAGCUCAAAAUAUAAAGAAUUUCAAGUCUCAAAGGUGGCAGCUGUUAUUGAACUUUCAAACCCAACGUCGGCUGCUACUAACAGGAACUCCUCUCCAGAAUAAUCUAAUGGAACUGUGGUCAUUGAUGCAUUUUUUAAUGCCGAAUGUAUUUCAGUCUCAUAGAGAAUUCAAAGAAUGGUUCAGCAACCCUGUUACUGGAAUGAUUGAAGGGAAUAGCGAAUACAACGAAAAUAUCAUCCGACGUCUUCACAAGGUUCUCAGACCAUUUCUCUUGAGGAGACUGAAAACCGAAGUGGAGAAACAGUUACCUAAAAAAUAUGAACACGUUGUAAUGUGUCGGUUAUCCAAGCGGCAGAGAUACCUCUAUGACGACUUCAUGUCUCGCGCCAAAACGAGAGAAACCUUAGCCAGUGGUAACUUGUUGAGUGUUAUCAACGUACUGAUGCAACUAAGAAAAGUGUGUAAUCAUCCAAAUCUAUUUGAAGUUCGGCCUACCGUUUCUCCUUUUCAAAUGGAAGGAAUCGAUUUCGUGACUGCGUCACUUGCCUGGAGUGCUCUAGAUUACAACCCCUUUGAGCAUAUUGAUCUAUCUUGCCUAAAUCUCAUUUUGGUCGAUUUGGAACUUACGCUAACAGCGUUCGUCGCGCACAGAGUGAAACAGUUCAAAACCCCACGAAAGUUAAUAGAAGAAAUAGAUAGUCAACCUGAUCCACCUCCUAAAUGUCCAGCUGGGAAAAUCAAAAUCAAUGUUAGGUUAUCCAACCAGAGCAAAGCAUCACCCCCACCACAACCAUCAGCCAAACUGAAAAAUGUAACCGGAAUUGUACCUUCCCCUAAAGCGGGAACAUCUCCACUAAUCAAAGGCUUGAAUAACCAAGCCCCUUCUGGACAAGCAGUGACUUUGAGAGUGGCUAACAGACAACAUUUGCAGGGAUACUCAGUUCAGUUGGUUCAACAUCAGGGUAGUGUGAAAGCCAUUCCAGUUGCGACAUUGGCUCAUACCCCGCAGACUACCACGGUUUCCACACCAACUACAGCAACUAUGAAUCCGCAACGGAUAACCGUUGGAAGCCCCAACAUGAAAGAAGGUCUUCAAAGACUGACGACGCAAACUGUUACCGUUAAACAAGGUGAUUCUGUUCAGAGAAUAGCUGUACCUAGCUUUGCUCAGCUUGUCCAAACAUCUUCUGGUAGGCAUAUUAUUCUGACAUCAAAUCAACAGAACACUAACACAGUUUCGUUUCCUGUAAUGACGUCAGUUGGGAAGUGUUUGACAGUUUUAUCGAAAUCAUUAAUGGGGCUUACAACGUCCGUGACAACGGUAAAUAAAGUGAUGCCUGGGGUAGUUACGACAACAACUCCAGCGACCAGUGGGAGGCCAAUUAUGAGAGUCCCUCCUCUUAAUGUCACUACUUCCUUACCACAAGCUACACCUGGAACGCAACAACUGCAUCAGCAGCAGCUAAGAUACGGAAUUGUCACUAGGAACUCUCAAAAUGCAGCAGAUAAAGCCCAGGUUAAAGAACUGCCCAAGUCUGAAUUUUAUCUGCCACAAUUGGAAGAGGAACGUAGACAACGGAGGCAGGCAAAGCUUCAAACAAUUGCGAACCUAAAUGACAGGCGUUGUGCAGCCUGUCCGCUUUACGGUGAAGACCUUUUUGACGCCCUUAGAAUUGCAAAGCCAGUAAAAAACUGUUGUUGGCAUGGGGAGGGCUGGCUGCAAUGCAAGAGUGCGCAUCAAAAGACUCGUACAAGGCGCGAAUACUUCUCGAGCACCGAGGCUCUAGCUGAGGCUAUCAAAUCAACGGAAUUGAUAGUUGAACAACUUCAAGAGGUGUUUGAAAGGUUUGUGGUAUACGUUCCUGCCGUACAAGCGCCCACUCCGAAGUUUCACGUUUCACAUCCUCCGCCCCACAAACUGUGGGCUCAACAGAGAUUACAGAUAGAAUUACAACAUGAACUAUCUCCGAAAUUCACUCUAUUUCAUCCGGUGUCUAGUGCCAUGUCUACACAAUUUCCGGAUCCCCGGCUGAUACAAUAUGAUUGCGGGAAAUUGCAGGCACUAGAUAGACUGCUGCGCCAACUUAAAACUGGAAACCAUAGAGUUCUAAUUUUCACCCAAAUGACAAGAAUGCUCGAUGUACUAGAAGCUUUUCUCAAUUUCCAUGGACAUAUCUACCUACGACUCGACGGUGCAACUAAAGUCGAUCAAAGACAAGUUUUGAUGGAACGAUUCAACGGAGACAAACGGAUAUUCUGCUUUAUACUUUCCACGAGAUCUGGUGGUGUGGGUGUCAAUUUGACAGGUGCUGACACUGUGAUAUUCUACGACAGUGAUUGGAAUCCUACAAUGGAUGCUCAAGCUCAAGAUAGAUGUCACAGGAUAGGACAGACCAGAGAUGUUCAUAUCUACAGGUUGGUCAGUGAAAAGACUGUAGAAGAGAAUAUUCUUAAAAAGGCUAAUCAGAAAAGGUUGCUUGGAGAUCUCGCGAUUGAAGGCGGAAACUUUACAACAGCUUACUUUAAGAGUUCGACGAUUCAAGAUCUAUUUAACGUUGAUCAAGCUGAGAAUGAUGCUUCAACUCGCAUGGCUGAGGUAUUAGAUCGCAGUAGAGACCGGGAGAAAAUUAUGCACAAAGAUCACCCCUCCGCUGCUAUUCAACCGCCCACUCAACCUUUGGAAGAAAAAGCUGCAAUGGGUGCAUUGGAAAACGCUCUUGCUGCUGCAGAAGAAGAUCUGGAUGUCCAAGCCGCUAGGACUGCCAAGGCAGAGGCUGUUGCUGAUCUAGCCGAAUUUGACGAAAAUAUUCCAUUAGAUGAUGUCGAAAAAGAAGACACUCAAGUCAGUAAAGCUGAACAAGAGGUUCAACACUUGGUACAACAGUUAUCGCCGAUAGAACGGUACGCGAUGAAGUUUGUAGAAGAGUCGGAAGGUAGUUUUUCGGCUGCGCAACUCGCGGCAGCUGAGCGAGAAUUAGAACAACAGAAAAAAGAAUGGGAAUUGGAUCGAUUGAGAGCAUUGCGAGAGGAGGAGGAAAGACGCAUGCGAUUAGCUGACGACGACGAGAAGCCUCUAACCUUUGGACGCGAGGAUGCUCAAAAUCAGGUUAAUAACACUAGUAAUUCUAAGAAACUAGUUAAUAAGAAAACUCCACCGAGUAGGCGAAGCACACGUACAAGCAGUCACAGUGUUCGCGAGUCAUCUGAAAGUGAAACCGAAACUACUACGUCAGAGUCUGAGUCUCAGGAAGACCAAGUAGAAGAUAGUCCUGAUGAGGAGUCGAGUCACACAGAGAGUCAGAGUCAGGAGGAUGAUGAUGAGGAGGAGAACGAUGAUGAGGAGGACAGGGGUAGACAAAAUAACUCGAAAAGUAGCAGUCCUUCUAAGAACAGAAAUAAAUCUAAUAGGUCGACCGAUAAGAGUCAGUGGGACUUAAACAGUCCGCGCACGAGAUCUAGGGGGGAUGUUAAGAUAAAUCUUUGGACUUUGGAUGUUAGACCCAUUCUUCCCGGGCUUCGGCCUGUAAAUGCGCCUAGUUCCGGGGGUUCUCGCAAAAAACGUGUAAAACCAAAAUCAGAUGAAAUGUUCAUGCCGCCGCCGCGUCCAGAUACUGUACCGAAAAAAAUCGUUAAUACGCCUUCGAGCCCGAUUCAUUCAAAUCUAGAGACCAGGGGAAAAACUAAUCAAGACAAAAAAUUUGGAAAUUGCGAAACUCCUCUCGAUGAGGCACUUUUGACCAAAGUCAAUGAUAGCACUGGUUCAAGUAACGUUAAGAAAAUAUCACCAAAAACUAACCCCGUAGAGGCAACCUUAAUUUUUGAUAUCAAGUCUAAUUCCUUAUCUGAGAACACUUGUUCCACAAAUGAGAACGUUGUAUCAACGCGAACCGACGUCGACAUUGUUUCCGAGUUAGAUGAGGACAAUGUUAAAAGCAGUUUAGAUCCAAUCGUUGAAAUACAAAGGGUUGACGCGGUUUUGCCCUCGAUAGUACCGUCAGAUUCUGUUGUCAAUGAUGUUGGCGAAACCAUCGAAUCGGAAAGUGGGUUUAUUAGUGCAGAUUCUCGAGAUACCGACACAGUUUCAUCUGUCACAACAAAAGUAUGUGCAUCUGAUUUAAACACAUCUUUGAGCCGAUCCAAUGCAGAAGAAUAUACAGAAACGAGUGACGAGCCAAAUAGUCAUGUAGAUUCGGAAUUCAAAGAAGCUCAGAACUCAAAAUUGGCAACACCUGUGAAAAAUUGUAGUUCAUCUCCAAACGAGUUUAAACUAAAUCGGCAUGAAGAUGAACUACCUAUUAGCAAGUCCGGAGCUCCUUUACCAAUAGGUACGGAAAUUGUAGGGACAAAUUCCGAUUCUGAAACCGACAAUUCGACGCAAUCAAAUAAAGUAACUGAAACAUUAGAUUCUGACGCUGAUUCAAGUGCAAUCCAAACUGUCAAGUCCAAAACACGUUCUUCGAGACCCAUUACGAGCGUACAAAAUUUUAGAUCUUUUUCCCCAGCACCUGUAACUAGAUCCAGGUGCUUACCUCGAACCGGUAUUGAUCUAAUUAAACCAUCAGAAGCUAAAAGUAGAUCAUCCAGCCCUGCUGUUUCAGACAAGAAGGCAAUAUCUGAUUUGUCGUCACAAAAAUCCACUUUAACUUCGCCUAUGCCUGUUACCCGGUCUGCCAAUAAGUCGGCUAUUGACUCAUGCAAAAUUCCAAAUUCAGUUGGUCGAGAAGCAGAUGAUAUAAAACCCUUGAAUGAAUUGCACCAAGUAUCUGAUCGUGAUUCUCAAAUUGACAAAUUUGCUAUUUCCGGUUCCCUGCCUACGAGUCCCAAGCCAAAUAUAAACUCAGUUCCUAAAUCGCGAGGGGUACGACCAGAUACUCCCUUUCCCGGAGUAACAACCAGAAACAAAAGGUUGACUCUGAUCGGUAAUUCCAACAUCCCAUGUCCACCUUUAAACGAAAGUAUUCAAAGUCCAAAUACCCUGACUCCUCCGACGAGUAUCAAACGAGUAACAAGAUCAGGUGCUAGCCAAUCGAGUGAUUCCAAUAUAAAUACAAAUUCACAGACUAGUAAAUUCGUUUUAAAGCUUGGACGGUUACAGAGACCGGAUACUCCUUUCCCAGUUGUCUCGGAUUUUAGCCGGGUUACGAGAUCGGGUAUUAGCCGACCUAUCACUCCCUUGCCUCAAAAGUCUCAAAAACUAGCUAGAGGGACUUCGCUACAAACUUCGAAACUCCCCAAUGACCCAACUUCAAGUACGGAUCAAACUAAUCAAAGUACGAAGUUGAUUCCAUGUGCGAAUUCAAGUUCUAAAUCUAUCGCUUCAUCCAGUAGAGAGCCGAGUAGAUUUUCGACGCGUAGCACGAUUCAAAAAUCAGAUGGCGACUUUCAGGUGCCCUCGCCAGUGACUCGGAAAAGUAGAUCCGUCCCAUCAACGAAACCGAUAUCUGAUACAAAUGCCAUGCCAAGCCCUUUGUCAACACGGUCCACUCGUAGGCUCUCAGCAAAUUUAAAUGUUGAGGGGAAAUUUCUUGCCCGACAACGUAGGCCUGAUACCCCUUUGCCAAUUUCUGUUCGGUCAUCCCGCGUUACUCGAUCAACGUCUAAUUUAGAUUCCGUGCCUCAAAUCGGUGGUUACACACCUCAAAAUUUUUCCCGAGUAAGAACUGCCAGCAAGUCUAGCAUAGGCACCGGUGUAACAGACGAUACAAUAGUGGACCAUAGUUCGAAUAUAUCAUCUCUACAAUCGGCAGAAAUUAUGGAUACCAUCCUAAAUUCAGAACCCAGUUCGAGUACCCAAACAGUACGAUCCCUGUCCCCGAGAUUGAAAGCUAAGCUUAGUAGAAAAUUUUCUAUCACGCCAGCUACCAAAGAGGUCUCUCCUUUGGAUUCCCGAAUUUCCAAUACGGACUCAAACGCGAAUGCUGUUGAUUCUCCACUUAAAAUUGAAUACCCUAACUCAAAUUCCAGUCUCACGGAAUCUCAGACAUCCAGCAAGGUCUUAAAGAAGUCAAUUCCUUCGACAGUAAAACCUGACUCGACUACCAAAAUAUUGGAACACAUUACUCUGAAUUCCCAAACAGACACAAAUCAUGAUUCGUAUUUCACAUCUUCAAAGCGAGAAAUUAGCGAGCUAACGGACAAUGGUGCAAGUAACAUUACGGAAUUGUCUAGAAAAAACAGAGCACAACUAGGAUCUAAGUUUAAACUCUCUAUCAAAAGUUCUAGUUCUCGACCAAACCAAGUGGACUCUAAUCUAUCGACUGAUGAAAGUCAACACCCAAACGCGCGUAACUGCGAGCCUCCAGUUUUACAAAAUUUGAAUACUUACUCUAACUCUUAUACACCAAAAUCUUUUGUACGUGUGGGUAAAAUAGAAAAUUCCAGAGUAAGCGGAAGUGAAAUCAGUAUUAAGUCUACGAUGCUGCAAAGUUCUGACUCUAAUCCAAAUAAUAGUUCGGAUAAAUUUUUGCGGGGUGACGAGACAAGUGUCGAUUCGAAGCGCGUUGAUCGAUGUAAAAAUGUUCCCAGACGCGCUGAUCCUGAUUGCGACAAGCCCGUGCAGGAUUCUAGCCCUAGAAAUGACGAAAGACAAUCAUUGGCCCCUCCGGAUUCUACCGUAGUUACAUACAUUGAUUUAGAUACCGAACCCGAAUAUAGGCCUCCGCCGAAAAAAUAUAGGAAUAAAAAGCGACGAACACGCGUUGGGUCUUUGACUAAACCUACGAUAACUGACAAACCGGGUAACAUCGAGAUUGUCGAAAUCAUAGAAGACGUAGACCGAAGCCAGGCUCGUUUCACAAAAAAAGCAGCUCAUUUAAAGUCCUCCGCUUCCUCAGAGAAAUCUAACAAUGGCCCAGUGUCCUGAGUUGCGCUAAAGCUUUAUCACAUUGGUAUAUUAGUUAACGUCACUGUAUAAAUAUCGACGUCUUGAAAUCAUACGCAUAUUAAGCCAUGCGUUGACUGGACGCUAAUUUCGUAUUUUCUUUUCUUUUUUUUUUUUUUUUUUGUUGUUUCUUCGUCUAUUCUGUUUAGUUUUCAUUUUCAACGAGCGUGUAAAUAUUCACAAAACGAAGCUAUGAAGUUUAAAUUUCGUUUGUACUGGGUACAAUUGUAAUGUUUUUAGAUUUAUAACGCUAUCAAGUGUCUCGCGUAAAUGCACGUAUUCUGUAAAUGCUUAGGUACAUAAGUCAUGUUUCAUAUAAACGAUGAGCAAGCGGAUCAAGCCCUUGACUGUAUUAUACUAGUAUACUUAGAAAUCCUUGAUAUGUUGUAGGCUACAACAGUCUAGAAUAAUGUAAUAAGCGUUAGUUUGGGUACUUUGGUUCGGAGCAGUGGCGGGGAAUCCUCUUAAAAACCUUUGAACAUGCCACGCGGUGAUGCGAUUUUUCGUCACCUUAUUUAACAAAGUAUUGACAACGUAAUAUCGUAAGCUCGAUAAAAUCUGUUUGAAUUGAAGCCCUACUGUAAUAUUAGCGAUAAGUCGUAUGCCUGUAUUUUGUAUGACCGAGUGAGUCUGAGAAAGAAAAUAAACAAGAUAUUCCUUGCUAUGAAAA